Octopus bimaculoides (California two-spot octopus) is the source of this 2273-nucleotide messenger RNA. RefSeq names its product 2-(3-amino-3-carboxypropyl)histidine synthase subunit 2. The record is from RefSeq and is a predicted model, not a curated record. Gene Ontology annotation, biological process: protein histidyl modification to diphthamide. Gene Ontology annotation, molecular function: 2-(3-amino-3-carboxypropyl)histidine synthase activity. Lineage: Eukaryota; Metazoa; Mollusca; Cephalopoda; Octopoda; Octopodidae.
UGUCAACAGUUGAUCACGCAUGCGCAUUGAGUGCUUCCGCUCUCCAGGCACAUGCUUCUCAACAUGGCAGACGCAACUGUUGACAGUGAAAAUGCUCCCCUCCUCCCUGUGGCAUUCAGUAGUAUCAAUGACGUACGAUUCCAAAAAGAUGUCUCUGAGGAAUCCUCUUUGCAUUCUCCAACAUCCAGCACUAACCUUAUUGAGAAGUAUGAACUCGUCAGAUGUCUGCAAUGGAUAACAAACAAUGGCUUUCAAAGAGUGUCACUUCAGUUUCCUGAUGAAUGUCUGGUCGACUCUGCUGCUAUAACAGCAUGGCUUGAUGGGAAUGUUUCUGGCAAGGUAUUUGUUCUUGGAGACACGUCUUAUGGCAGCUGCUGUGUCGAUGAAGUAUCUGCCCAACAUUACACUGCUGAUAGUAUCAUACAUUUUGGCUACACUUGUCUCAGUCCAACAAAACGAUUACCUGUUCUGUAUAUAUUUGGAAGAUAUUCUAUUGAUGUCGAAGAUUGUUGUGCAAAGUUUCAAGAAAUCAUACCAGAUCCCAUGUCAAAGGUCAUCAUCUAUUACGAUGUUAGAUACUCACAUGCUGUUGAUGAUUUCAAAGCUGGUAUAACCGUCUAUGAGAAUGUCUUGAUAACUAAACUGAAUGUCCCAACAGAUAAAUUAGCUGAAGAGAAUGACCAGGGAAAUCAAGAGGGAUUCUCAAACCACUCUAUAUGUGGCCGGAUAUUUACUGUUCCUGAUAAUGCAACCAUUUCUGACUAUUCUAUAUUCUUCAUUGGUGAAGAAGGAUUAUUACUGACCAACUUAAUGUUUUCAUUUCCUAAAUGCCCACUAUUUUUCUACAACACAGUGUCAAAAGAAGUUCGUCAGGAAACAUUAAUUAACAAAAAACUAAUGAGAAGAUAUUACAUGAUUGAAAGAAUCAAAGAUGCCAAUAUUAUUGGUAUUGUAGUUGGUACUCUUGGUGUGUCUGAUUAUCUCCAGUGUGUCCACAGAAUGGAAUCCAUUAUUAAGAAAGCAGACAAAAAAAGUUACACAUUUGUGGUAGGGAAACUCAAUGUUGCCAAGUUGUCCAAUUUCUUAGAAAUCGACAUUUUUGUUUUAGUCGCAUGUGCUGAGAACAGUCUCAUAGACUCUAAGGAAUUCUUUAAGCCUAUUGUGACACCAUUUGAAGUUGAAAUUGCACUGAAUUCUUCCCGAGAAUGGACUGGUGAUUACUAUACUGACUUCCGACCACUUCUUCCUGGUGCCAUUGCCCAUGUUCCUCUUUCUGAUGGCCCAUUUGAUAAUACAGAUGUGUCAUUGAUCACAGGAAAACUACGGACAUUAGGUCAAAGUGAUAAUCAACCAGAACCAUCAGACACCAUCAUUGCCAGACCAGAAGCACUUUCUGUUACCACAGUGAAAGCCAAAGAUGCAGGAGAAUUCCUGGCACAGAGAUCUUGGCAGGGUUUGCAGCCACAACUCGGUGAGACCCCAGUUACCAAGGCAGUCGAGGGCAGCAGUGGUAUCGCUUGGAAAUAUUCCCAUGAAUGUUCAUAACAAUUUAAUAGAUAUAUAUUUAAUAAACAAAAUAUUUGAUAAAAUUAAAUUCUUUUCUCUGACAGAAAAAAAAAAAUCUAACAACGAACAGACAUUCUAAUGUCUAAUAACCAUUUGUUUUACAGACACAGGUUCCAGUGUUGCAGGGAAGAACAAGCAGGAAUUUGAAUCAUCUACACUAUAUUACUGGAGAUUUGAACUAACAAGUUACAUUAAAUACUAUUAACAUGAUAGAACCAUUACUUUACUGUUUCAGCAAACACAUUCAAAGCUGACCGAGACUGUAUUUUCAACUUCAGAGUUCAAAUUCUGUCAGAGCCAACCUUUUGUCUUGCUUAGGUCAACAAAAUAACAGUAGAGCCAAAGGAGCUUCUAUAAAGUUCUUGACUUGCUAAAAAUAGCAGCCAAAUCUCCCUUAAACUAUAUCCUACCACCUCGAAAAAAUAAAAACAUUGGACAAUGUAAUCUUGGCUCUACAAAAAUACUAGAUGGUCAUGGCUAGAAUGUAUUUGAUCAUGGGUCUGUUUGAUUGUCUAAAUAACAACAAAUAACUAAGUACCAGUAAUGUAGCAAGAUUGAUUCAAUUUGUUGAAUCCCUUCUUAACAAGGCUUUCUCAUUUCUUAAACACUCCUUUUUUUCUUUUUUACAUGAUUUACAAAUAUUUCACUGAAAUGUUGUUACUUUGUCAUAGAAGAACAGAUGGCAGAAUAAAAAACAUUUGCUUCAA